UGUGAAGACAGCAACUUCGGUCCAUGUGUCUCCGGGCUAAAAGGAGCACAUUUACUUUGGGCCAAACUGCUAUUAAUAACAGCAAACACCGCACCAUGUCACCACUUCUCCUCUACACGCUGCUGCUUUUCAACAGGGUGUCUUAUUCCAAGGCAGGAAACUGUGAAGUGUGCGUGGGGUUUCUUCAUAGACUAUAUGGAAGCGUGACGUCUAAUCACAAAGAGCUGACUCCAGCUCUGGUGGAGAAAGAACUCUUCCAGGCUUGCUCUGCCGCUCAGGGGAAGGAGGCAAGGCUGUGUUACUACCUAGGCGCCAUUGAUGACGCAGCUACCCUCACAGCAUCCGUGGCUCAGCCGCUAGCCUCCCAUGUUCCUGUGGAGAAGAUAUGCCAGCGCCUCAGCAGCAGAGACACACAGAUAUGUCAACUUAAACACGAGCCCGAGUUGGGGGACCUGAGCAGCGAAGAUCUGAAAAAGAUGCGAGUGCUGGAGCUGAGGAAUAUUUUAGCCUCAUGGGGAGAGGAGUGCAGAGGGUGCCUGGAGAAACACGAGUUUGUCAGCCUCAUUCUGGAGAAGGCCCUGCUUCACACUCAUAAAGGAGACCUGUGAAUGACUGUAUAUGUCUCAUGCACAAUCCAAACCUAAGAAAAACAGCUUUAUUUUUAAUUCAUAGAGAAGACAAUAGAUCUAAAAGAUAAAUACCAAACGAGAGAAAAUCUGUACAACAGAAUUAAAAAGUUCAGACUGA
Molecule: messenger RNA, 747 nt
Organism: Syngnathus typhle (broad-nosed pipefish)
Lineage: Eukaryota; Metazoa; Chordata; Actinopteri; Syngnathiformes; Syngnathidae
Gene: cdnf
Product: cerebral dopamine neurotrophic factor
Biological process (GO): dopaminergic neuron differentiation; neuron projection development
Cellular component (GO): endoplasmic reticulum
Source: RefSeq, a predicted model, not a curated record